Messenger RNA from Labrus mixtus (cuckoo wrasse), 2122 nucleotides. RefSeq names its product NOP58 ribonucleoprotein homolog (yeast) (gene nop58). Gene Ontology annotation, cellular component: small-subunit processome; box C/D methylation guide snoRNP complex. The transcript is spliced from 15 exons. Gene Ontology annotation, molecular function: snoRNA binding. The record is from RefSeq and is a predicted model, not a curated record. Bases 116 to 1729 code for a protein of 537 amino acids. NCBI's taxonomy places the organism in Eukaryota, Metazoa, Chordata, Actinopteri, Labriformes, Labridae.
UCUCACCGCAUGUGCUUCACUCAGAGCAGGAGCAGCGUGGUGACUGUGAGGAAAACCUUCAGGCUCUCUGUUAGAGAGCGCACAAAGUCUUAAUAUUAACUGAGUCACCGCCAAAAUGCUCGUUUUAUUUGAGACCGCGGCUGGAUAUGCAAUUUUCAAAGUCCUUGAUGAAUCCAAGCUGCAACAGGUCGACAACCUGCACAAGGAGUUUGAAACUCCUGAAAAAGCAAAUAAAGUUGUAAAGCUGAAGCACUUUGAGAAGUUUGUGGAUACAACUGAGGCCCUAGCAGCUGCCACUGCCCUUGUGGAGGGAAAAAUUGGCAAGAGUUUGAAGAAAGUGCUCAAGAAAGUUGUUGCCAAGGAGGCCCAUGAGCAGCUGGCCAUCAGUGAUUUGAAGCUUGGUGGAGUUAUCAAAGAAAAGCUGGACCUAAACUGCAUCCACAGCCCUGCUGUUGCUGAACUGAUGAGAUGCAUCAGGAGUCAGAUGGAGAGCCUCAUCACUGGACUUCCUCCCAGGGAGCUCAGUGCUAUGUCUCUUGGGUUGGCUCACAGUUUAUCCCGUUACAAACUGAAGUUCAGUCCGGACAAAGUGGACACAAUGAUUGUGCAAGCCAUCUCUCUUUUGGAUGAUCUGGAUAAGGAGCUCAACAACUACAUCAUGCGCUGCAGAGAGUGGUAUGGAUGGCACUUUCCUGAGCUGGGAAAGGUCAUCACAGACAACUUGGCGUACUGCAAAGCUGUCCGCAAAAUUGGUGAUCGUACAAAUGUGGCCACCUCUGAUCUGUCGGACAUCCUCCCUGAGGAAAUCGAGGCGGAGGUUAAACUGGCUGCCGAGAUUUCCAUGGGAACAGAGGUGUCGGAACAGGAUAUAGGAAACAUCAGGCACCUGUGUGACCAGGUAAUUGAGAUCACAGAAUACCGCACACAGCUGUACGACUACCUGAAGAACAGAAUGAUGGCUAUUGCCCCAAAUCUGACAGUGAUGGUGGGCGAGCUGGUGGGUGCCAGACUCAUCUCACAUGCAGGUUCCCUCCUGAAUUUGGCGAAGCAUCCUGCAUCCACAGUGCAAAUCCUCGGAGCAGAGAAGGCUCUGUUCAGAGCCCUGAAGACCCGUAAAGACACGCCCAAGUAUGGUCUCAUCUACCACGCCUCCUUAGUGGGCCAGACCACAGCCAAAAAUAAGGGCAAGAUCUCCAGAAUGCUGGCAGCUAAAGCAUCGUUGGCUAUUCGCUAUGAUGCCCUGGGAGAGGACACUAACGCGGAAAUGGGAGCGGAAAACCGUGCUAAGCUGGAGGCCAGGCUGCGGCAGCUGGAGGAGAAGGGAAUUCGAAGAAUCAGUGGAACAGGCAAAGCAAUGGCAAAGGCAGACAAAUAUCAACACAAGAGUGAAGUGAAAAUGUACGAUCCAUCUGGUGAUUCCACUAUUCCCUCCACAUCAAAGAAGAGAAAGUUUGAGGAGAUUGAGGAGGAAGACGCUGGUGAAGAGCCUGAAACACCAGUGGUGAAAUCCAAAAAGCCCAAAAAGGAGACAGUAACAGAAGUAGAAGAAGAAGCAGCUGCAGAGGAGACUCCCAAAAAGAAAAAGAAGAAAAAGAAGGACAAGAAAGCAGAGGCUGAGGAGGAGGAACCAAAGGACGAGGAGGAAGAAGUAGCAGUAACAGAGUCUACAGAAAAGAAGAAAAAGAAGAAGAAAAAGAAGGUUAAGGAGGAGGAGGAGGACGACGAGUGAAAAAGUGGAGAGUGUAUAUAUUUUCUGUCUUAGUCUUUAUGGUAUUUUAGUUUUGUCUCAUUUAUAUGGAAUACGGGCAGUACAGUAUUGAGUACCUAUUUCUGGACUGUAAAAGAGUUACUUUUAUAAAACCACAUCAACAUUGGAUCUCUGCUUUAUACAACUGUGAGUAAGGAGUGCUUUCCAAAUCAAUGCCAUCUAUAGUUUAUAGUAGUUUUUCCUAUUUUAAAGAUGUGUAUUAAGUUUGGAAUCAUGGUUUUUAUGUUGAUCUUACAUUUACACAUCUGUAUCAGACGAAGAAAUUCAGAAAAGGAAAGCGUCCCAAUUCCCCUUUUACUGUCCAAGACUGAACAUCUGUCCAGGUGAAAUAAAAGAUUGUUUUUUUUGCCUGAA